AUGCUUCCACGUUUAGCUCUAGCUGCUUCCCUCCUAUGGGCAUCUAAGGCCCUCGCUGGCUACCAAGCUAGUGCAUCAGACAACAUUGCUAUCUACUGGGGGCAAAACUCGGCUGGUGCCGCCGACGCUGGCAAAUCCCAGAAGUCACUUUCCGAAUACUGCACCAGGGCCGAAGUUGACAUCAUUCCCGUGGCCUUCGUGUCUAACUUCAACCCCAUACAGUUAGACUUGACAAAUAUGGCCGAUGAUAAGAACAUGGCUGAGGAGAUCACCACGUGCCAGAACGCCGGUAAGACUAUAUUACUAUCCAUCGGAGGAGCUACGUUUACUUCGGGGCCUUCGAGCCCACAAGAUGCUCAAUCUCUGGCCGACCAAAUUUGGGCAAUGUUCGGCCCCCCUGGUAAUGGAGACGGCGGUAACCGUCCUUUCGGUAACGCAGUUGUCGAUGGCUUCGAUCUCGAUAUCGAAGCCCCGCUCCCAAACAUGGCACCCUUCGCUGCGCGAUUACGCGAGAAUAUCGACAAGGCCAACGCCGGCGGCAACCGAAAGUUCUACCUCUCCGCGGCGCCUCAGUGCCCGUUCCCAGACUAUAACAACCAGGCCAUGCUGCAGGGCGACGGGGCCGUAGCCUUCGACUUCGUUAUGGUGCAGUUCUAUAACAACCGCAAAUGCGAUAUCCGAGUCUUCAACGGCCCCGGUUCCGAUCCCGUCUCAACACGAGAUACGAACGACCCUAUGAAGACAGGCUUCAAUAUGGCUCAGUGGGACGAGUGGGCGCGCACAAGCAAGAACCCCAACGCCAAGGUAUUCCUCGGCAUCCCAGGUGGCCCCACGGCCGUGACCCCGUCCGAAAAGGCGUCGUACAAGGCACCAAAUGCUUUAGGCCCCAUCAUCGCCUACAGCAAGCAGUUCUCGAGUUUUGGCGGGGUCAUGAUCUGGGACAUGUCUCAGGUCUGGGCCAACCCCAGCUUCCUAGAUGCCAUCUCCAAAGAUGUCAAGUGUCCACCUAAAGGGAAUGCUGCGCGAUCUACUAGCGCUGCUACCCAGAUGAUACGACGAACGCAUCAACGAGAGUGGCAGUCAUGA
Daldinia childiae is the source of this 1086-nucleotide messenger RNA. RefSeq names its product Endochitinase 33. Gene Ontology annotation, molecular function: chitinase activity. Gene Ontology annotation, biological process: carbohydrate metabolic process. NCBI's taxonomy places the organism in Eukaryota, Fungi, Ascomycota, Sordariomycetes, Xylariales, Hypoxylaceae. The record is from RefSeq and is a predicted model, not a curated record. Bases 1 to 1086 code for a protein of 361 amino acids. The transcript has a single exon. Gene Ontology annotation, cellular component: extracellular region.